Molecule: messenger RNA, 1763 nt
Organism: Aplosporella prunicola CBS 121167
Lineage: Eukaryota; Fungi; Ascomycota; Dothideomycetes; Botryosphaeriales; Aplosporellaceae
Exons: 5
Coding region: 188-1561 (457 amino acids)
Biological process (GO): NAD+ biosynthetic process
Cellular component (GO): cytoplasm
Molecular function (GO): kynureninase activity; pyridoxal phosphate binding
Source: RefSeq, a predicted model, not a curated record
GCGGUAGCGGAUCCGGAUCCGGACCCGGAAGCGGAUGCUGCCCUGCUAAGAUCUCGGACCUUGAUUAGCAGCAAAGUACCCCAGAUCCCAACCCUGACGAUUUAAAGCUCCAUCCGAAACCUCCCUGACUCCAUCAUCGAAAGUCCCCGGUUAUCCCCACAACGCUUUACCAGAGUGCUAGGCAGCCAUGUCAUCCUUCAAGUUUCCCUCGAAUGCAGACACCGAGGAAUAUGCCCGGAGCCUCGAUGCCGAAGAUCCUCUGCGCUCUUUUCGCGACAAAUUCAUUAUCCCCUCAAAAGAGAGCUUGAAAAGCAAAUCUCUGGCAAAGCCUGACGUGUCGUCCGAGCGGGGCAUCUAUUUUUGCGGCAACUCUCUCGGCUUGCAGCCAAAAGCAACUGCAAAGUACCUUGAAGCUCAGCUGAACACCUGGUCUUCGAUUGCCGUGGGCGGCCAUUUCGUCGAGCUAGAAGAUUCUCCGUUGAAGCCAUGGCAACUGAUGGCCGAAACUGCCGCAGAGAAGGCAUCAAAAAUCGUUGGCGCUCUUCCUGAAGAGGUGGCCGUCAUGAAUACGCUGACGGUGAACCUCCACUUGCUAAUGGCAAGCUUUUACCUACCUACGGCAUCCAAAAAUAAAAUCCUUCUCGAGCGCAAGGCAUUCCCAAGCGAUCACUAUGCAAUCGAAUCUCAGAUUCAAAUGCAUGGUUUUGACCCCAAGGAAAGCAUGAUCCUGCUUGAACCGGAUAAUGAUCAUCUCAUCUCGACGGAAAAGAUUCUGUCGACCAUUGACCAACAUGCAGAUGAGAUAGCUCUUGUGCUUCUGCCAGGCAUCCAGUACUAUAGCGGCCAGUUUCUUGAUAUACCAACCAUCACCAAGCACGCUCAUUCCAAGGGCUUGACUAUUGGAUGGGAUCUGGCGCAUGCGGCAGGAAACGUGCCCUUGAAGCUCCACGACUGGGAUGUCGAUUUCGCGGCCUGGUGUACUUACAAGUACAUGAACUCCGGACCCGGAGGUAUCGGUGGUGCUUUCAUCCACGAGAAACAUGGAAGUGUAGACUUCAAGGAUGGCAAGCCCACCUUCAGGCCCCGUCUUACCGGCUGGUACGGAGGGGAUCGGUCGGUGCGCUUCAAGAUGGAUAACAAUUUCCUUCCGAUUCGGGGAGCGGGAGGCUUCCAAGUCUCGAAUCCCUCGGCCAUCGACCUAACUUCGCUAAGCGCGUCGUUGUCUGUGUUCGACGAGACAUCCAUCUCAGAACUGCGCGAGAAGUCGUUGCAUCUGACAGGCUAUCUCCAGCACCUUCUUCUCAAAGACACUUCUGCAGAUGACUCCGAGCGGCCUUUCCGUAUCAUCACACCGCUGGAUCCAACUAAACGCGGUGCUCAACUGAGUCUUCUUUUGAAACCGGGAUUGCUUGCUUCGGUCGCAAACGCCUUGUCUGAACAGGCGGUCAUUGUGGAUAAGCGCGAGCCGGGAGUGGUCAGAGUUGCUCCUGCGCCGCUGUACAAUACCUUCCAUGAGGUUUGGAGUUUUGUGAGGAUCUUCAAGGGCGCGCUCGGUCUUUAGGCAUUGAUGAUGGAAGGGACAGUUUGAUUGAGGUAUAGUUUGACGUUAAGUGGAAGGGAACCGAGCGAAAGGAAUGGGGACAGCUAUAGUAACUCGAUCAAUAGGAAUAGCAGUAGACAGUAAUGACAUUAAUGCCGUAGGUUAAUGGAUAUUGGAUGGGUUGUUGUGUUGUUGAGCUGCGGAGCUGCCGACGGCAUCGUCU